AUGAACAUGCCCAGGGUUCCAGCUGCAGCGCGCGACCCGAAGUCCACCCGGCCGGCGACGGGCCAGCGGCGCCUCUCUCGAGAAGAAGAGCGCUUGCGCUAUCGCAGAGAAGUGCUCUGCCUGCCCGGACCUAUCGACGCAUGGAUCCAGGCGAACACGUCCAGCAGCACCUGCGCACGCGCACGCUCAGGCUCAGGCUCAGGCUCAGGCUCAGAUCCGCGCUGCCCACUCGCGGCCGAAGAGGUCUGCUGCAUGCUGCAGAUGCAGCGCACGAGGCCCCCCGCGCCCGCGGACGGCGGCGUGUUCGAGGAUCCCGAGACCUUCACCCUGUAUCUGGCGCUCGCGGGCCCGGCGGGGACGGGCGAUCACCCAAGCAUCGUCCGCAGCCGCAGGAUGGUCCUGCAGACCUACGAGGGAUGGCCCGAGAGUCUGGAUGCCCCCGACUGGGCGGCUUGGCGUCCCGGGCAGACGGUCGCGUUCCGGCAGCGGAGAGUCAAUGUCGCUGCGUUUUUGCGUGCUGCCGUACGCUCCGAGGAUAUCAUCGCGCCGCUCAUUGACGCUUUGGCAUUUUUUCACGUUUAA
This is a messenger RNA of Sparassis crispa, 582 nucleotides long. RefSeq lists its product as hypothetical. The transcript is spliced from 3 exons. The record is from RefSeq and is a predicted model, not a curated record. Bases 1 to 582 code for a protein of 193 amino acids. Lineage: Eukaryota; Fungi; Basidiomycota; Agaricomycetes; Polyporales; Sparassidaceae.